Pediculus humanus corporis (human body louse) is the source of this 885-nucleotide messenger RNA. RefSeq names its product Phosphatidylinositol transfer protein alpha isoform, putative. Gene Ontology annotation, molecular function: phosphatidylinositol binding; phosphatidylinositol transfer activity. NCBI's taxonomy places the organism in Eukaryota, Metazoa, Arthropoda, Insecta, Psocodea, Pediculidae. Bases 1 to 885 code for a protein of 294 amino acids. Gene Ontology annotation, biological process: phospholipid transport. The record is from RefSeq and is a predicted model, not a curated record. The transcript is spliced from 4 exons. Gene Ontology annotation, cellular component: cytoplasm.
AUGGUUUUAAAAAAAGAGUACAGAAUAUGUAUGCCACUGACAGUGGAAGAGUACAAAAUUGGGCAACUGUAUAUGAUUGCUCGACACAGCCAAGAAGAAUCAGUUUUGGGAGAUGGAGUUGAAGUUAUUCAUAACAAUCCUUGUGAAGAUCCCAUACAUGGAAAGGGUCAAUACACUGAAAAAAAAUUACAUUUAUCUAAUAGAUUACCCUAUUGGAUUCAAUCAUUCCUUCCUAGAGUUUUUUAUGUUGUCGAAAAAUCAUGGAAUUAUUAUCCGUAUACCAUAACGGAGUAUACUUGCUCAUUUAUUCAAAGAUUUCACAUUCUUAUAAAAACAAAAUUUCAAAAUGAUGAUGGAUCAAGUGAAAAUUGUUUGGGUCUUACUUCUGAAGAAUUAUCAGAAAGAACGAUUGAAUAUUUAGAUAUUGCAUAUGAUGAGAUAAGUGCUAGGAAGUAUAAAGAAGAAGAAGAUCCUAGAUAUUUUCAAAGCAAGCAAACUGGUAGAGGACCUUUGAUUGAAGGUUGGAGAUUUUCAUCUCAGCCAAUUAUGUGUUCUUACAAAUAUGUUCAAGUCAGUUUUGAAGUUUGGGGAUUGCAGACUAAAGUCGAAGAUUUAAUCCAUAGGAGCAUUCAAGAAGUUUUACUUCUUGGACACAGACAAGCAUUUACAUGGAUCGAUGAAUGGUACGGAAUGUCAUUAGCCGAUGUAAGACUUUACGAGAGUCAAAUGCAAAAGGAGACCAAUGCCAAGGUAGUUCGUCCAGAAGAAGUAAAAGACGUAGAAGAAGAAAAAGAAUCUGAAAAUAAUAUUCCUCAAAGUACCGAAUUGGUCGAAAAUGUUGAUUCACCUAAAGGCGGAAGAAAAAGUUGGUUUUCUUGGUCUUAA